Trichoplusia ni (cabbage looper) is the source of this 1530-nucleotide messenger RNA. RefSeq lists its product as uncharacterized. Lineage: Eukaryota; Metazoa; Arthropoda; Insecta; Lepidoptera; Noctuidae. The coding region runs from base 284 to 1510 and encodes 408 amino acids. Gene Ontology annotation, biological process: positive regulation of Notch signaling pathway. The transcript is spliced from 2 exons. The record is from RefSeq and is a predicted model, not a curated record. Gene Ontology annotation, cellular component: nucleus.
CUGAACGGAAAUUACGUUAUCCAAUAUAUUAUGAUUUACUAAAAGCAAAUUAAGAUUUAAAUGAAGUGGAUAGAAGUUUUGAGUAAUCCUUGCGUUACAUGGUUGAACAACUUCAAGACGCGAAAAGGAACGGUUACCACUUCGAUAUAAACAUGUCAAACUUGACGUUUCAGCAUAGAGGUUAUGUUAGGAGUUGAUGUCAUAUCGAUGUGUUGAAUUUAAAUAGUUUCGGGUUUCGUAUAUUCUAAUCAUCAUAAGAGAAACCUGAUUGAAGUAUCUGAUAAUGCUUAAGCCAUGGAACAAUAAAUCUCUUUUACCACCACCAGUUAGCAUGUUUCUAUGUCGAUAUAAAUUUGAUCUGUCGGCAAUAAAACAUGUGGUGAAUAAUAUAAACAAAGUGCUAUCAAAACAGUCGCCACUACACAGGGAGGGCGCUAUUUGUUCAAGAUUUUUAUACAAAUAUGAUAAGAAAUUCCAGAACGAUAUAGGCUACAGAAACUUAAGAAAAGUUAAUACUGCACUAAAGAAAUACUUGUCUCUAAACUUAUUGAAAGAUAUAGAAAACUUUAUAGCAGCAUUGCCUUCUGAAAACGAUGACGAUCUUUAUUUACCCACCAGACAAAUGCUAGAAUAUAUCAUGUUGAGGAUCAUAGCAUUUGCUGAGAUUAUGGUAAGGAUAUGUGUAUGUUCAAAACAAGCUGCAGUAUUUUAUUUAGACAGGGUAAAGAGAGGUGAGAGCCACUGGAUGAGUCUGCUGCCAUAUGCUUUAUUAAGCAGAAUAUGGUCUAUGAGUAUGGUUCUUGUUCAACAUUCUACAACAUGGUACUCAAACCUAUACAUAUAUUUGGACAAAUUGCAAUUAAAAGGAUUGCCUUUUCUACCAGAUAGCUAUGAACUACCUGAGGAUUUAGAACAAUGGUUAGACCUGAAAAAUAUAGAUAAUUUUGGCAGGUUUGAUUGGGCCCAGCGGAAGAACAUUGAUGUUGACAACUCUUUAAUUGAGGAUGAUGAUAAUGACCUUUUAGACAACAUACUUGACUAUGUCAAUAAAAUGAGUAAAGAUGAAACAGUAUCAGAUGAAGAAGAUAAAAUUCAACCACUGUUGGUUAACCCCGUCCCUAGCAUGGACCAAAUUCAAGUGACCGGUUCCACAAAUAUUGAUCAUGGGGUGGCAUUAUCAAGAGAAAGCUUCAAAGUCCUACUUCAAUCAAAUAAAGAAGCACCACCAACACCACCAACACCACCUCCCCAAGAGAAGUAUGUUGAACACACUUAUAAGAAAAUCACUAGCACUGAUGCAUUAAAGGCAUUUAUCGACAGAGAAGAAGACUUUAGAAACCAAUCAAACAGAAGAUCUCUAACAAAACAUCUGAGCUUCAUGCAGUGGCAUUCUCUCAAAAACUCAUUACUCCAACUAUGUGACACUGACAGCAAAAGGAAACUGAACAAAACCUUCUACAAAUUAUGGAAGGAGAAAUGCUUGGAUUAUUUAGAAUUAAAAAAACUUUAAAUAAUAAAAUUUGAGUUUUA